Solanum dulcamara is the source of this 544-nucleotide messenger RNA. Its product is annotated as small ubiquitin-related modifier 2-like. Gene Ontology annotation, cellular component: nucleus. The coding region runs from base 116 to 544 and encodes 142 amino acids. Gene Ontology annotation, biological process: protein sumoylation. The record is from RefSeq and is a predicted model, not a curated record. Lineage: Eukaryota; Viridiplantae; Streptophyta; Magnoliopsida; Solanales; Solanaceae. The transcript is spliced from 4 exons. Gene Ontology annotation, molecular function: ubiquitin-like protein ligase binding; protein tag activity.
UCACUCUUGUUUUAUUUUUGUCAUCUCUCUUUAUAUUUCCUUCUAACUGUUGUUAUUUUUCUUCACUUAAACUCCCUCUUUUUUUCCCCUAGAAAUUAAAGAUAGAAGAAAGAAAAUGGCAGGAGAUAAGAGAAACAAAAGGCCAUUUGAAGAACCAAGUGAGAAAAUCUAUUUAAAUCUCAAAAUUAAAUCUCAGGAUGGUACAUUUAUGUACUUCAGAGUGAAGCCUACUUCAAUGAUGAAGCCAUUAUUCGAGUCAUACUCUGAGAGAAAGCAAAUAAUAAAUUACAAAGCGGUUCGAUUUCUCUACGAUGGCAAGCGCAUUUCGCCGAGAAAUACUGUAAAUCAAGAUGAUACAAUUCUUCAUUUCAGAGUGAAUCCCAGUACAGUUAUGGGAGAUAUUCGAGUUAUAGUAUUUCGAUUUUUCAUAGAUGGCAAACGUCUAUCCUCGAAAAAGACCGUAAAUGAAGUAAGACUUAAAGAUGGUGAUGAAAUUCAUGCUAUGCUCCAUCAAGAUGGAGGAGGACCCACACGUAACCACUAA